AUGUAUCAGCCAGGUAGCUUCGAACCCUUCCUGCUUAGUCCUUUGGAUCACACUUUACCACCCGUCUGCCCGACUCUUUUCCUAUGUUUCCGAUUAUCAGAGCACCAGCACUAUGUCUCGCGCCUUCGAAGAGGAAUAGAUAUUAUGCUGUUACGUCUUCCAUUUUUAUAUGGAGAAGUUGUGUCAUGUGUCGACGAAAAAGGGAGGGCUGGACGUAUGAAGGUCCAAUUUCCCAGUUCUUCCAUCGAAGGAAUUUCAAUGCUCUCAAUCAGACAUUACCCUGACAAGACAUUACCAUCCGAUCAAUCUCGCAAAGAUGAACAUCUCCAUGUUCAGCAUGAGGUUGCCAAUCUCGAUCAGUCAUAUUGCCCAUUGGCAUUUAUCACGAGCCCGGGAGAGCCGGGCCCUGUUGUGCGCUUUCAGGCUAACAUACUGGCUGACGGGGUUUUGCUGAGUAUGAGUUUCAAUCACCAAGUCGCCGAUGCGACAGGACCCGCGAUUAUCUUAGAAAUGCUGGCUCAAGGCUGUCGUGAUUCUUCUGCGGAAGAUGCACAAAUUCUUCCCUCAAGUUGUCAAUCCGAAUCAAGGCUACGCGAACAGCUGUCCUGCAUUGCACAUUCACUUCAUUCGCAUCAAGACUGGGCCUAUGGACCACUGGCUAGAAAUGAUACCGCGGACGAUGCCUCCACAGCGAGCGAAUCCGAAACGGUGCUUUCAGACCCAGAUCUCAAAGGCCUUCCAUUUGUCUUCCCCCCAGAAAAAGUUGUUCACCUUCGAGAUAUAUGCAACAGUCUCUUACCGAUCCUGCAGCACGAGUACCAGGGAUCACGAAACAAAUCCGUCCACCCAAGCACCCACUGGCCCACAUUUCUUUCCUCUAACGAUGUUCUGAUAUCGAUGAUUUUGUUUUGUAUCGAGCGAGUCUGUUUCGAAAAUGGUCGUGAGUGGUCCGACUCCGCCGGCUUAUGCAUGGCCAUCAACCUGCGCUCACAUCUUCAACCUCCUCUGCCAAAUCACUAUAUCGGGAAUGUAAUCACAGUUCGCAGGUUUCCGUACUCUCUUCAACGCGAUGGUCUCAGUCUUGACCAACAUAUGGACACGAAUUUACUGGCCGAGCUUCCUGCUCUAGUCGGUGAAUAUGAACUAUUCCACAUUGCCAACAUCGCCUUCCAAGUCAGAGCAAUGAUUAACUCCACAGACGACAGGUAUACUCGGGGCUAUAUAUCUUAUCUGAAUAAUCAAAGUGGCUCGUACAGCGCUAUGAGCGGACUCUCAGGGUUGUUGGUGACUAGUUGGCGACACUUGCCUGUAUACGAUCUAGAUUUUGGCCCCGGGAUUGGAAAGAUCGAUCAUUUCGAGUCUCCACCCGGUAUGAUGGAGGGUGCUUGUAUUAUCUUGCCGGCUAACAAGAAUGUCGGUGGCCAUGGUGAACCUGCUUCAUGGGAUGUAAGACUUAUGUUGAAACCGGAGGAUAUGGAGGGCCUGGUUAGAGAUGGGCUAUUCCAGUGGGCUUUGGGCGGAUAG
Aspergillus steynii IBT 23096 is the source of this 1524-nucleotide messenger RNA. It is a transcript of the gene fgaAT, whose product is annotated as fumigaclavine B O-acetyltransferase easN. Bases 1 to 1524 code for a protein of 507 amino acids. The record is from RefSeq and is a predicted model, not a curated record. NCBI's taxonomy places the organism in Eukaryota, Fungi, Ascomycota, Eurotiomycetes, Eurotiales, Aspergillaceae. The transcript has a single exon.